AUGUCACGAUCCAGUAGUGAAACUGAAUACAAGGCAAUUGUUGCUGCUACAACUGAGUUGAUAUGGGUUGAGAAUCUACUUAAGGAGCUUGGUAUAAAACUGAGGCAAAGACCAUGUCUAUGGUGUGAUAAUUUGGGAGCUACAUAUCUAUCUGCUAAUCCUGUUUUUCAUGCCAGGACAAAGCAUAUCGAGAUAGAUUUCCACUCUGUUCGAGAAAGAGUUGCAAAUAAAAUGCUUGAUGUUAGGUUUAUUUCCAGCAAAGAUCAACUUGCUGAUGGCUUUACAAAAGCUCUUCCUGUAAAACUUUUAGAUGCUUUCAGGACUAAUCUCAACCUCACCCAAGGAGAAUAUAUAGCCAAGGAGGAACAAUUCAUGGCAGAAUCUGCUGUCAGAAUCGUGGUUGGGAGCGUGGGCAAUCUCGCUGUUCAAGAGACCAAAUUCUUAUGCGGAGUCAACCUUGAAGUGGGGUUCCUGAAAGAUGAGCUGAUGCGGCUGCAAGCCUACCUGAGAGAUGCCGACAGCAAAAGGAGAUCAGGAAAUGAAAGAGUUUCUGUUUUAGUGAGCCAGAUUAGAGCUGCAGCGUACGAGGCUCAGAAUGUUAUUGAAGCUGCAGAUUACAUGGAUAAAAGAAACAGGCAGAAGAUGGGAUUCAUGGGCGCCAUUUCAAGGUAUGCUCGCUUACCAAGUGACUUGGCGACCCUUCGAAAAGUUGGUGCUGAAAUCCAACACGUGAGAAGGAAGCUCAAUGAGAUAUUUCAAAGUGCGGAUCGUCUGAAAAUUGAUUUGGAUAAUAUUGUUGUAGUUGAAAAUGAGUUUCCACAAGAUUGCAAUCAGUUUCACCCGAGUUUUGAUGAUGAUCUUGUCCUAGUUGGUUUUGAGGAUGAGCAUGAAGAAGUAGUAGAUAAAUUAGUUGAUAAUGAGAAGAUGCUAAGUGUUGUCUCCGUGGUUGCCAUGGGUGGGGCAGGGAAAACAACGCUGGCUAAAAAAGUCUACACAUCAUCUAGAGUCAAACAACACUUUGAAGUAGCUGCAUGGGUGACCGUGUCUCAGACAUUCAAGGGCAUUGAUUUACUCAAGGAUAUCAUGAAACAAAUAACAGGGGGCGCAUAUGAUUCAACGAAUCUUAUGCAGGAGUUUGAUGUCGGAAAGAAGAUUAGGGAUUUUUUGUUUAAAAAGAGAUACUUAGUAGUUCUCGAUGAUGUGUGGGAAACAGACACAUGGGACCAAUUAAAUAGAACAGUUGAAGCCUUUCCAAAGGUUACUAGAAGAAGCAUGGCACAUGGAUGGAUUGAGGAAAUAAGGGUUCAUGAUAUUUUCAAUGAGUGGUGCAUAGAAGAGGCAAGACAAGAUAGUUUUCUUGAAGUCCUCCACGAAAUUUCAGGACAAGUCAGUGGACAGUCAACUGAUAUGAUGAUACCAUAUCGUUCUUCUUAUCAAGUAUUGGAUGGUCAUAUUUUGCAGGCAGCACCUAAUCUCCGAGCUCUGAUUGGCUUUCAACUUCGAUCAAUAUCUCUCCUUAAACUCAGAUUUCUCCGAGUUCUUCAUAUUGAAAGAUCAAGGGUAGGGGAUUUCACUAGUGCAAUUGGUGGGUGUAUUCACCUAAGAUGCCUCAUGUUGAUUAGAUGUGAAGACGUUACUCUCCCUUCCUCAGUCGGACAACUCCUUUACUUGCAAACUAUUGAUAUGACUGGCACACACUCAGCAAUACCAAAAUCGUUGUGGGAUAUCCCUUCUCUAAGGCAUGUUUGCCUUUCUAAUGGAUUUUCUCCACCAAAGCGUCUUCAACAAAAGGAGCUCCAGACAUUCCAAUUAGAACUUGGAUCUUCUAACAGUAAAUGCUACAAUCUUAACAUGGUGAAGUUUUUGAGCAAAAUGACUCAACUAACAACCUUGUCGUUGAGGUCGAAAAAAUAUCAAUAUAUGCUCGUUGAAAUGAUGACUGUAAUUGCAAACAUGCCACGCCUGGUUGAUGUUCACCUCUACAGAUUGAGUGAGUGGAAGAUCGAGACUGGGGCCAUGCCAAAGCUCUCUCACCUGACACUCAAGUGGUUCACUAGUUUGAGAAACCUCCCCGAGGGGUUGUUACACCUUCCAUCUCUCAGUAAGGUGGAAGUAGACAGUUCUUAUGCUGGAGACGAAAGGGUGUUGAAGGAGCUGCAGCAGAAAGGAUGCAAGGUGAUAAAAAGAAGUGUUUAGGCAUGUUAUUGUUCCCUGGAUUCCGAAAGCAUUCUUCGACGACAAGAGAUGUUGUUUCCAAAACAAGGAUGUGUUUGCUUAAUUCUGC
Messenger RNA from Lolium rigidum, 2284 nucleotides. RefSeq names its product putative disease resistance protein At1g50180. Gene Ontology annotation, biological process: defense response to other organism. The coding region runs from base 1 to 2196 and encodes 731 amino acids. Lineage: Eukaryota; Viridiplantae; Streptophyta; Magnoliopsida; Poales; Poaceae. The transcript is spliced from 7 exons. Gene Ontology annotation, molecular function: ADP binding. The record is from RefSeq and is a predicted model, not a curated record.